Messenger RNA from Chrysoperla carnea, 1630 nucleotides. RefSeq names its product homeobox protein Nkx-2.4 (gene scro). The record is from RefSeq and is a predicted model, not a curated record. Gene Ontology annotation, cellular component: nucleus. Gene Ontology annotation, biological process: cell differentiation; regulation of transcription by RNA polymerase II. The coding region runs from base 234 to 1574 and encodes 446 amino acids. Lineage: Eukaryota; Metazoa; Arthropoda; Insecta; Neuroptera; Chrysopidae. The transcript has 6 exons. Gene Ontology annotation, molecular function: RNA polymerase II cis-regulatory region sequence-specific DNA binding; DNA-binding transcription factor activity, RNA polymerase II-specific.
CCGGGUUAUCGGGUUUAUCUGGUGUUAGUGUCUCAUCGACAUCAAGCGGUAACGCGAAUGAUAACAGUGCAAAUAAUAAUGUUGGUGAUAAUAGUGCGUUUGAUCCAAGCGGAGUGACUACCGUCGUCUCAAGUGCAAAUGAUAAUCGAACUACAAAUGAUUUACAUCAGCAAGUACAUGUACAUCAUAAUUCCGGUUUAAUUUUACCGGAAUUAAGUGGCGUUGAAUUGGCAAUGAGUUUAAGCCCAAAGAAUACACAUCAUCAUUCACAUUCGUUAAAUCAUCAUUUGAAUCAUCAAUUAGCAAAUCAUCAUCAUCAUUCAUUGAAUCAUCAUCAAAGUUCAGCACUUGGACAUCAUCAUUUAAAUCAUUUAAAUCAUUUGCAUGCAGCACAAAGUGCUGCGGCUGCUAUGCACACAACGCCAUUUAGUGUUACGGAUAUUUUGUCACCAAUUGAAGAGAGUUAUCGUAAAUUAGAAUUAGCUGCAGCGUCUGCUGCCUCAACCGUACAGAAUCCACCAUCACCGUACAGCAGAUCGACGUCUAGUGGUAGUUCAAUCAAUUCACCGGUUGCAUCGUCCGUGGGUGUGCCAGGCAGUACAGGACCCGGCGGUGUUGGAAAUAACGGUUCAACAGGCGGUGCAAGCAGUAUGGCCGCGUAUGCGACGGCUGGACAAUUUGCCGCUGCGGCACAAGCACAAUAUUGUAGUCCGGCGGAUAAUAUCACAUUGGGACCACAUUAUUCAACGCCCCAUGGAUGGUAUCAAAGUACAGCGGCGGAUCCACGAUUUGCUAUUUCCAGAUUAAUGGGUAGUACAGCCGCUUCAGCAAAUAUGGGUCAUCAUGGUUUAAAUAAUAUGGCUGGACUUGGUGCAUGCGCUGUACCUGAUUCAAAACCUAUGCAGUUUCCAUUGGCACAGCGAAGAAAACGACGAGUUUUAUUCACUCAAGCACAAGUGUAUGAAUUAGAAAGGAGAUUUAAACAACAAAAAUAUUUAUCAGCUCCAGAACGUGAACAUUUAGCAUCGCUAAUACAUUUAACACCUACUCAGGUUAAAAUUUGGUUUCAAAAUCACCGUUAUAAGUGCAAGCGACAAGCAAAAGAAAAAGCCAUGGCCGAACAAAAUCAACAUAAUCAGUCGUCAAGUUCACCACGGCGUGUGGCAGUGCCUGUCCUGGUAAAAGAUGGCAAACCAUGUUCAGGUGGUAACAAUCAACAAACGGGUGUUGGUGGCGGCAACGGUGGCACGGCUGACAUCAUAACUGGACGGAACAACGGUGGCAGUGGUGGCAGCAACAACGGAGGCGGCGGCGGUGGAACGGGCGGCCAACAGACAGCCGGAGGCGGUACAAACAAUUGUAGUGGUGUUACAAACACCGGUAACCAUUUACAUGCGUUACACCAUCAAACGGCUGCAGCACAGGUGGUCACAUCACAAGCCGCCCAAUGUAUGGCCGCGGCAAAUGGCAGCGCCACCAUUGCUAUGGCCGCCGCGUACCGCAAUCAAAAUAAUUAUUUACAACAUCAGCAACAAUGUGGCGCGUAUUUACCGUUACAGGGCCGGGCUUGGUAGUGGGACGUAUAUGAGUGAAAUUUGACCAAAGAUAUUUUAUGGUGAACACACACGAA